AUGGCAGAUGACAAGGCCAUCGAGCCAGCUCCCGUCGGGGCUGACGAACCAGACUCUUCUAACAACUCGGCCAAAAAUGCCCAUACUGAUGUAAAUGACCUAUCAAAACAUGACCAUCAUGUUCACAAAGACGGAGCAGAUGCUGCCCUUGACUUGUUGAACGAAACCGGCGGAAUCAGUCAACCUUUCGACGCCAGAGCCAACAAACGACUCAUCCGCCGCAUCGAUACUCAUAUAAUGCCUCUCAUUUGUACCGUUUACUUCUUACAGUACAUCGACAAGACUGCAGUUUCCUAUGCGAGCGUUACUGGCAUCCAACAAUCAACUGGUCUCAAGGGAAACGAGUUCAACUGGGUCGCUUCGAUUUUCUUCUUCGGUCAACUCGGCUUUCAGUUCCCUACUGUUCGACUUCUUCAAGUAUUCCCUCUCGCCAAGUACGUAUCGGUCAACGUUACACUAUGGGGCGUAACGCUUGCUUGUAUGGCUGCAUGCCAUAACUUCAGUGGCCUUCUCGCUUGUCGGUUCUUUCUGGGUGCCCUCGAAGCUGCGAUUGUCCCAGCCUGGGUCCUCUUCACAUCUCAAUGGUACACGAAAGAGGAGCAAGCUUUUCGAGUUGGAAUUUGGUUUUCCGUUUGCGGCGCCGCCCAGAUGUUUGGUGGAUAUUUUGCUUACGGCGUUGCAACGCACGUUGGCAAAGAUCCAGAUGCUGCUUUGAAAGGAUGGCAAGUUAUCUUCCUCGUUCUCGGUCUUCUCACUGUUGUGGUAGGAAUCAGCUUCUGGUUCAUCAUGCCAGAUUCUCCUGCAGUUGCUGGAUUCCUGGACAAGGAGAAGAAAGCCAUGCAUCUUGAGCGUAUUCGAGGAAACGUGCAGGGCAUUGGUACCCAGACGUUCAAGUGGGCUCAUGUCAAGGAGGCUUUGACUGAUAGCAUGACUUGGCUAUAUGCCUUCUGGGUUUUUGCUGCCAACAUUCCUAACUCUAUUGCCACCAGUUUCGGAAAUAUUCUUGUUAAAGGUAUGGGAUAUACCAAUGAGGAGUCUCUGUUGCUGGUCACUCCCCUCGGAGCUUGGGAGAUUGUCUUCCUGAUCGGCCUGACUUACGGAGCUAUGAAGACAAGACAACGGUUGUUCUUUUGCAUUGCUGGCCAUAUCCCUGCCAUCAUCGGAGCCAUCUUGAUGGCUACCACUGAAAAGGUUCCCGCCCUCAUUGGAUAUUACACAACUGGAGGUAUUCCCAUUGGCUGGACCACUAUUCUCGGACUUCAAAGCUCCAACGUGGCUGGCUCUACCAAGAAGAUCACCGUCUCGUGUAUCGGAACUAUCGCAUAUACUGUUGGAAACAUCAUCUCACCUCACACCUUUCAAGCUCGUGAUGGGCCACGAUAUCUUCCCGCCAAAAUCUCCAUCUGCAUCAUUUACUUCCUUUGCACCAUUGACUUGUUAGUCAUGAGAUGGGUCUUCGAUCGAAGGAACAAAAAGAGGGAUGCCGAGAGAGCUGCGCUGGGGGAUCAGUACAGAGUGGAAGAGAACCACGAGUUUCUGGAUCUGACCGAUCUGGAGAACAAGGAGUUCCGUUAUGAGUUGUAA
This is a messenger RNA of Fusarium mangiferae, 1584 nucleotides long. RefSeq lists its product as uncharacterized. The coding region runs from base 1 to 1584 and encodes 527 amino acids. The record is from RefSeq and is a predicted model, not a curated record. Gene Ontology annotation, biological process: dipeptide transport; transmembrane transport; tripeptide transport. Gene Ontology annotation, cellular component: plasma membrane. Gene Ontology annotation, molecular function: allantoate transmembrane transporter activity; dipeptide transmembrane transporter activity. The transcript has a single exon. Lineage: Eukaryota; Fungi; Ascomycota; Sordariomycetes; Hypocreales; Nectriaceae.